GCAGGCGAGACGCAUUUCGGCGUCCAGACUUUGCGCACACGGACUGAAGUUCAGUUUGAGUUUAACUUCCAGCGCCUCCCGUUGCCGUGCGUCUGAUCAUGUUCAACGAAGAAGACAGAGAAGAGGAGAAAUAAAGCGCUCUGCUGGAUGUGACUCAUAUAAAUCAUGCUUCUGACUAUGAUUUACUGAGUGGGAGUGCGCUCCUCCGGGCUGUGGUGGAUAUAUGGUUGACUCCAGAACCCAUAACAUUUGUGUUAUAAAUUGCUUCGGAGGAACUAACUCAUAAGUAUUGUGAUGGAGAGCUACAUGUGUUUGACAUGGAUGCUGCUGUGUCUGAUCCUGCGGCCGUCGGCUACGCAGAAUCCCGCACCUGAAGGAGUGCUGAACUGCUGUGAAGGCGACGUCCUCUUCUUAUUGGACUCUUCAGGGAGUGUGUCUUCGUACGAGUACUCCCGCAUGCUCACCUUCCUGUCUGAGCUCGUCCUCCCCUUCUCCCUGGGGGAGGACCAGGUGAGGAUAGGUCUUCUGCAGGUGGGCACCAAACCGAGCCUCGAGUUUGGCUUUGACACCCAUAACACCCAGAGUAGCCUCCAGGGGGCUUUGAGGAACACCAAAGCUCUCAGGGGGGACACCAACACAGUGGAGGCCCUGAGAAUAGCAAAGGAGCGGGUGCUGACACCCGGCGUAGCAGAUGGGGCCCGGGCAGGACUCCCAAGAGUGCUGGUGUGGUUGACGGAUGGGGUGAAACCUGGUGAUGUGGUUGGACCAAUGGCUGAGCUGCAGGAGGAGGGCGUGGCUGUGCUGGUGGUCUCCACUGGCCAUGGCAACUAUCAGGUGCUGAGGCGAGUGGUGACUCCACCUGCAGACGACCACCUAUACUUCGUGGACAUUGAUGAUAUGAGUAUUAUAACGGAGGACCUGCGGAAUGCCAUCAUUGAGAUUAUCCGAGCUGAGCGAAUCAACGUACGUGACGUCUCCACCAACUCUGCCACGCUCCAGUGGCGACCCGUUCUGUCUGGUUUGACGGGCUACUACGAGGUCCGCUUUGGUCCACUUCCAACGGGAGGAACAGGAAGUGGUGGAGGAGGUGGAACUGGGACCAGUCCAAGCACCAGUGGUGGUCAGUACCAGAGACUAAUCCAAUCUGCAGAUUCCAGCACAGCCAGGUUAACAGGCCUGAAGCCGGACACCAUGUAUACCGCCACACUAACCCCGGAGUCCAACGAACAAUCGUUUAACGCACUCUCUGUCACCUUCAGAACAAAGCCAGAGGUAAUGAGCCCAGCUGUAGUAUCGACCUCUCAGUCAGGGGAAACCAGCGUUCGAGUGAGUUGGGGUCCUCUUCAGCCGGAGACGGUCACAAGUUACUACAUCGAGUACUCCGCCUUGCCCAGGGGCGAGCUCCACACUACCACAGUGGUCCGAACGAAAAACUCCACGCUCCUCAGAGACCUCCAACCAGAUACCACUUACUUGGUCACCGUUACUGCCCGAUAUGCCUCAGGCAUGGAGAAAGCCAUGUCUGUCAAAGUGUGCACUCAGGAAGUGACUCCAGCACUGGCAGAUCUCCAGCUGACCACAGUGGGUAGUGACUCAGUCCAAGUCGACUGGAAGGUGAGCGCAGCCAGUCUGAGGGGUUACUGGCUCACCUGGGAGGGACAGCAAAGCUCCGUUGCUGGCCAGCGCUCCUCCGCCUAUUUGCCACCAGACUCUCUGUCAACCCGUCUCACGAACCUCCCCCCAUCGACCAGAGUGUGUGUGUCGCCCAUUUACCGGACGGCGCGGGGGGAGGGACUGUGCUGCACGGCGCAGUUUCAUUCAGAUGCAUUAGCAUAUGGCUACCAGUCAUAGCACCUCUGAACUGCAAGUGCACCUUACCAAACGUGCAGAGACGAUGGCAAGAAGAAUGCUGACUAUCAUCCAUAAUUCUUUUUCCUGCCUUUCCCCUCUGUGGAUAUCAUCGAGGAGAGAUGUGUGGUUUGGCUUAGUGAGCACUCAUUUGGAAGCCAUAGACACUUGAGAAUGGUCUGGGACAGUAUGGCAACAUGUUGACUGCUACAGUCUGCAACACAGAGGACUAUUUGCUUUUUCAUUUCUACUGUCUUACACCUGUAAUAAGUGUAUAAUUGUUGUGUUUAAAGAUGCAAGUGUAAGAUAUAUGAUAUUUGCUGGAUCUGACACAAGGCAGGGCAUGCUGAGAAUGUUUUAUGUGGAUGUUUUAUGGGACUUGUUUUGGAGAAAGAAUUUGCACCAUAUGUGGGCCUCUUGCCCAAAUCAGCAUUUUUUUCAAAUCUUGCUAACACUCAGAGAACAUCUGAUAUACAUUUAUAAUGAAUGCUUAUGACUGUACUUAAGUCUCUUCUCUUUCAGCACAUGAAUGCUACAUGCGUGGGCAAACUGGAGAGCAACAAGGGAACGUUAACAUGCCGUCUCUAAUGACACGAUCUUAAGGAUUGCUUUGAACUCUAGAGAAAUUACCAACAGACUAACCACAUGCCCUCAAACUACAGACAUGUUGCAUACGAUACAGAUGUGUGCAGCUGAGAGUAGUAUUGUAUCGAACAUAGAUCCAUCAUUCGUAUUUAUUAGUCAAGGAUCAUGUAUGUGUAAGAAUUAAUAGCGUGCAUUAUUUUAACAAACACGCUGUUUACAUUUUAAGACUGUUACUUUGGUUACGGCAGUCUGUGCUGCCCCCUACUGAAUGAUCCUUAUCGGCUUAGAGCUGGUCUUCUACUGUUAUCCUCUCAGAGCAAAUGUAUUGUUUCAUGUUUAUUGACCACUAUUCAAAUUUAAUAUGAGCUUGCAAUAAAGUCCUUUAAUAAUUUUGUUUA
Larimichthys crocea (large yellow croaker) is the source of this 2831-nucleotide messenger RNA. RefSeq names its product von Willebrand factor A domain containing 1 (gene vwa1). Gene Ontology annotation, molecular function: protein binding. Bases 295 to 1851 code for a protein of 518 amino acids. The record is from RefSeq and is a predicted model, not a curated record. Lineage: Eukaryota; Metazoa; Chordata; Actinopteri; Sciaenidae. The transcript is spliced from 6 exons.